Pseudopodoces humilis (Tibetan ground-tit) is the source of this 1437-nucleotide messenger RNA. It is a transcript of the gene SPOUT1, whose product is annotated as SPOUT domain containing methyltransferase 1. Gene Ontology annotation, biological process: miRNA processing; maintenance of centrosome location. Gene Ontology annotation, molecular function: miRNA binding. Gene Ontology annotation, cellular component: kinetochore; mitotic spindle; spindle pole centrosome. Lineage: Eukaryota; Metazoa; Chordata; Aves; Passeriformes; Paridae. The record is from RefSeq and is a predicted model, not a curated record.
GCGCGGGGAAGAUGGCGGGCACGGAGAGUGGCGUGGGGAAGCGGUCCAAGGGUUUGGAGGUUGAGGACAGGAAGGUGGACUGGCGGCGCUGGAAGCAGGAGAGGAAAGCUGAGAAGAAGAAAUGGAAGGAAAUUAAGCUGCUGAAGAAACUGGAUAAACAGCGGAUGCGAGAGCUGGCAGAACAACAAGCCCAGACGCAGGAGGAACAGAAGGAGGACAGAGGCCGUCAGCACACGCUGAGCGUGGCCCUGCCCGGCUCCAUCCUCAACAACGCGCAGUCGCUGGAGCUGCGCACCUACCUGGCGGGACAGAUCGGCCGCGCAUGCGCCAUCUUCUGCGUGGACGAGAUCGUGGUGUUCGACGAGCACGGAGAGGAUGUGAAGAGUGUGGAGGGGGAUUUUGAAGGAAUUGGGAGGAAAGGCAAGGCUUGUGUGCAGCUGGCUCGGAUCCUGCAGUACUUGGAGUGCCCUCAGUACUUGAGGAAAUCCUUUUUUCCGAAACAUGCGGAUCUGCAGUUUGCAGGGCUGCUCAACCCCCUGGACAGCCCCCACCACAUGCGGGUGGACGAGGACUCGGAGUACCGGGAGGGCGUUGUGCUGGACCGGCCAACAAAGCCAGGCAGAGGCUCUUUUGUUAACUGUGGGAUGAGGAAGGAGGUGCAGAUUGACAAACAACUGAACCCUGGUCUGCGAGUCACCGUGCACCUGAAGGAGCCUCAGAAUCCAGAAGCCAAAGUGCAGAAAGGCACCGUGGUGUCCUCGCACCAUCCCCGGACAGUCUCAGGCUUGUACUGGGGUUACAGCGUCCGCCUGGCCUCCUGCUUGAGUGCUGUCUUUUCUGAGUGCCCAUUCAAGGAAGGCUACGAUCUCUCUAUUGGGACUUCAGAGCGGGGCAGCUCCGUGGACCAGGUCACUCUGCCCUCCUUCAGGCAUGCCCUUGUUGUGUUUGGAGGCCUUGAGGGCUUGGAAGCUGGGGUUGAUGUGGACCCAAAGUUGGAGGUCACUGACCCAAGUGUCUUGUUUGACUUCUACCUGAACACGUGUCCCAGCCAAGGCAGCAGAACCAUCCGGACAGAGGAAGCACUGCUCAUCUCUCUCUCUGCACUGAGACCACACAUUGAGGAGGCUGUGAAGACACCCAGAGACAGCUGAGGGAAUGGAAACCACUGACCUGCCCUUGGGGAGGUGGCUCUUCAAAGGUGGGGUGCUGGGCAAGUCACUGCAGGAGCGCAGCAGGACCAAGGCAGUGAGACUGGAGGUGGCAGUGCUGCCCAACCAGGCAUUCACUGCUGCUGGGAGCAGCAAGUCUGUGCCCUCCUGCCUGCAUGUCCAGCCAAGGGCUGCUUGCUGCUUUCCAGCAGCUGGCACAAGCCUGGCAGCAGACUUGGUCUCAGCAACUCAGACAUCUGGGGUGGGAAUAAAGCAGUAUGGAACCUCA